This is a messenger RNA of Scaptodrosophila lebanonensis, 1872 nucleotides long. RefSeq names its product maltase 1. The transcript is spliced from 3 exons. Lineage: Eukaryota; Metazoa; Arthropoda; Insecta; Diptera; Drosophilidae. Gene Ontology annotation, biological process: carbohydrate metabolic process. Bases 22 to 1788 code for a protein of 588 amino acids. The record is from RefSeq and is a predicted model, not a curated record.
UCAUAGAGAUAAGUUGUUAAGAUGGUAUCGAAGAGGAGUGGCUUGGUCUUAGCCAUAGGCUUUAACUUGUUCAUAGCCUUGUCCGAGGCAUCUCUUUUGGCGCGGCAACGCAGCCAGCAGGAGCUUGACUCCAAGUACAAUUGGUGGCAGCAUGAGGUGUUCUAUCAGAUUUAUCCUCGCUCCUUUAUGGACAGCAAUGGCGAUGGUAUUGGCGAUUUGAAGGGUGUGACCUCGAAGUUGCAACACUUUGUGGAAACUGGCAUUACAGCCGUGUGGCUGAGUCCGAUUUUCCAAUCGCCGAUGAAGGACUUCGGCUAUGAUAUAUCUGACUAUAGCAAGAUCCAGCCCGAAUAUGGUACAUUUGAGGACUUUGACGAGUUGAUUGCGAAUGCCACCGCGGCGGGAAUUAAGGUCAUUCUGGACUUUGUGCCGAAUCAUAGCUCGGACGAGCACGAAUGGUUCAUCAAGUCGGCAGCGCGUGAGUCGGGAUAUGAGGACUUUUAUGUCUGGGAAGAUGGCAAGGUGUUGGAGAAUGGCACACGCGUACCUCCAAAUAACUGGCGUUCUGUAUUCACGGGCUCUGCCUGGGAGUGGCACGAGGGUCGGCAACAGUACUACCUGCGCCAGUUUACCGCUGGACAGCCCGAUCUGAACUAUCGCAAUCCGGCCGUGCUGCAAGCCAUGGACGAGGUGAUGAUCUACUGGUUGAACAAGGGUGUGGCUGGAUUCCGCAUCGAUGCGAUCAACUAUGUCUACGAGAAUACACAACUACUCGAUGAACCGUUGAGUGAAACCACCGAUGAUCCAAAUUCGUACGACUAUUUGGAUCACAUAUAUACCAAGAAUCUGCCCGAAGUGAACGAAUUGCUACAGCAUUGGCGUGUAAUGCUGGAUGACUAUUCCAAAAAUAAUGAUGGACCUCAGCGCAUUAUGAUGACCGAGGGCUAUGCUGACGUAAACACUGUGAUGAACUACUAUGAGGAUGAGAAUGGCACUCAGGGCGUUCAGUUCCCCUUCAACUUUGACUUCAUUAGCAGUCUUAACAAUAAUUCCGAUGCCCGUGAUUUUGUCUACAUCAUUGAGAGAUGGCUGAUCUACAUGCCACAUGGACAUGCCCCCAAUUGGGUAAUGGGAAAUCAUGACAAUCCUCGAGUGGCGUCGCGCUAUGGUGUCCAGACGGUGGAUUCCAUGAACAUGUUGUUGAUGACACUGCCAGGCAUCGCAAUCACCUAUUAUGGUGAGGAGCUCGGCAUGGUGGACUAUCGCGACAUUAGCUUUGCCGAUACAGUGGAUCAGCCUGCUUGCGAUGUUGGAAUUGCUAACUACAAGUGGAUGUCACGUGAUCCCGAGCGCACACCCAUGCAAUGGAACAACGAUACCAACGCUGGCUUCUCCACAGCCUCCAAGACUUGGGUGCCCGUCAAUCCCAACUACUUGCAGUUGAAUGCGGAGGCUCAAAAGCAGGCUCCUCGCAGCCACCUGAAGGUCUAUCAGCAAUUGAUUAAAUUGCGUCAGCUGGAGGUGUUGCAGAAUGGUGCUUUCAUAGCUCAGGCCUAUAAUCGUGAGGUCGAACUCAAGGGAAAAAGAUCGAUUCUGACCAUCAUCAAUGUGAGCAAUAGCCAACAGCAGAUCGAUGUUUCCGAUUUCGCUGAAUCGUCUAAACAUUUGGUGUUGCUCGUUGUGGGUGUGGACUCGCAAUACAAGGUGGGCCAAAGGCUCAAGCCAUCGGAGAUUGUGCUGGCGCCCUACGAAGGUCUGGUGACCCGUCUAAGCCUCAGGGAAAAAUAAAUUCUUACGAAUAUUAUAUACCCACCCGCACGUACAUAUAUAAACAUAUAAUGUGAAUUGAAUAAAAAGUUUGAGCAUAAAAAA